CAUUGGUUGAAUCAAUGACGAUAUCUGUAUCCUCAUCAAACUCUCCUAAACCACAAAUCAUCACUGAGAUGAGCAAGGAUUUGCCAAGGAUAAUGCCUGUGUCCACAUCCACAUCGUGCAUGUUUAGGGUUUCACUGUGUCAAAAGAUCAAACAACCUAAUACACCAGAGAAAACCAGGAGGAAGAACCAGAAGAAAACAUACAAGAAGAAGAUGAAAGACGAGAAAGGAAAGAGAGGUUUCAUCAGACCCGGGUUGGUGUUUCCAGUUAAGAAGAUUACUUCUGUAAUUUCCGGUGCUUUCAGACGCAAGAAAACACUCAAAGUUGAAAACAGAGAACAGAGAGAUGAUUCUGAAAAAGAGACUACUGAAGCUGCUAAGACCAUGGCUGUUGUUAAAACAAAACCUAAGCAUUACUUACUUCAGAAGAAGAGUUUUUGGGGAAGCGCAAGAAUUGGACUGAAGAUACUCAUCAUAGGGCAAAGAUUGAAGACGAGGAGAAGAAAAAGAAGCGUAAGCUUCAGCGAGGGUAAUGGAGAUGAGGAGCUAUGCAAGAAGAGAAUACUAAUGGGUGAAAGAUGCAAACCGAUAAACCGGUCAGGUGUUUUGCAGUAUGAUGGUGAUGGGAUUCUUGUCCCCGAGCCAUGACCAUUGAUAGUCGUCAUAGUAUGUUGCUUAUCACAUCUUAAAUAGUCAAGAGUAUGUUUCUUACUUCUUGUCGAGAGAUGCAGAUAUAGUUGUUGUUGUCUUUUUUUUUUUUUUAUGCAGGUAUAGUUGUACAAACUUUAUUUCGUAUCAGUGUCAAUAUCUUAACAAUCUUUAAACUAAGGCUACAUUUGAAGAUCUAUUAACACUGCCUAAACCUUUGAUAGACAAUCCACAACAACACUAAUUAACUAAGACUAUCUCCAAUAUAUUUUGCUAAUUUUUUUCUACUUUUCUGUAAUAGCAUUGUUCAAAAUAUAAAGUUAUAAUAGAUUGCUAUUUCUUCUAUAAAUAGAGAAAAAUAGCAAUUUCUAUUAUUAUUUUUGGACAUCCGGUAGCAAUCUCUAUUUUAAAUAAAGAAAUAUCAAGAAAUUGGAGUGAAUUUACCUCUAAAUGAUAUUAUAAAGGCAAAAUUGUAAUGGGUCAGAAAUGCUCUAGACUGAAGGAAUAAUAUGGAGAGAUUUGAGAUUAAUUACAUGGAUUAUUAUGAGUAAAGCCAUUGUAGUUUGUUCAUCUUUGUAACUGUUCUGGAGUUUGGUUGCUUGUAGAGGAUGGUGACGUGUUGUUGAUGUUGUUAGGACUAGUCUUUUGUUCAAGAGGUGGAAAAAUCUCUGGCUUUUAUUGAUUCCCCUUGUUGGCUUUAGCCGCCGCUAAUUUCCCAAAUUACAAUGCCUUUGUGAAUUUUGUAAAUAGGUGUUCAUCCUUGCACAAGCUAAAGUUAAUUAUUCUUAGGGAUGAAAAUGAUCAGUCGUGUGUCACACGGUGGAUAGACUCUGUGGUUAAGCAUAAACUCAAGCAUCUUGAUGUUGAGUGUCACGUGAAGCGUUAGUGUUUCUAGAAGAGAUUCCCUUAAGCCUUUAUAUAUAUAUGUGACGAUUUAGCACUUGCCGAAUCAUAUUUUGUUGACCGCUACAAAAUGAAAUUUUAGGCAUAGGUUUACAAUCAGAUUGAGACUAUAGUCCCCAUUCUUCAAGCUAAUUUUUCGAUUUUUUUUUUUGAACUUGUAUGUUUAUAUGGUAGCUUGAGCAUACGCUAAAAAAACCGACCAUUUGCUGACUCAUUGAAGCCCUUUGACCAAGAAUUGAAGAUCUUUUGCUUCUUCCUGGUUUCUUCUCCAUCUCUCUAUAUAUUGUUCAUAAACAAAGCUCUUGUUACUUUCUGGUUCAACAUAUAUACAUCUAAGUUAUUCCGGGAGCGGAAACAUAUUAACGGAGCUCGGACUCAUCAAGCCAGGUAUGUUUGUUUUCGUCUCUCUCAGGUUAAUUAACUGACUAGCUGCGUUUCACUAGUUGAUAUUUAUGGGAUUCUUAUGCCCAAGUUGAUGGGCUCUUUGUGUCAUAGCAUCGUGCAACAUUCGAGUUUUCCAUUUUCAUACUGCAACGAGUUUUGUCUAUAUAAACUUUUAUGUGUGUGCUUACUUAUAUAUCCAUAGCUACGGGUCGCGUGUAGGUCCCGUGAUGACCUAACUCAUCAUGUGGUUCUCGAUUAAGGUCGGUUGCCGAAAUUGUAACUUCCCACUAGAAGUCUCCUGGUGGUAUGGUAGCCUAUGUUUCGCACGUCACGUGUUCAUGCAUUAUAGCUCAUAUAACUCAUUACCACGUAGGCUCUUAAAUUCAGAUCUAACGUUAAAACGUUUUAGUUACACAUAAUCGGUAAGAUUCGAAGAUCCUUUAGUAUUUUCCCUUUUUAGUAUGUUACUGUUUUCAAAUACACUAGAGUCUAGACGAUUAACCUUUAAAAAAAUGAAAGUUAGGUAUUCAUAUUCUACAAGCAGCCCAAUAGGCAAUGUCCAUUUUUAUGGUUUGAAUUUCAAGUAUCCAACCUAUCUUAUUUACUCAUAAUCUUUAUAUAUUUUUGUUUCUUAAGUCCAAAAUAUUUGAAACCAGUUUUGUUUUUAAAGAAUUUGUGUGCAUGAUUGUUGCCGACAUAUUGGGGAUUCAUCCAACGAACCAAUACAGUGUUUGUUGUUUUCUUAUGUCCCAUCACACCGAAAGACUACGGGGUCACAC
This is a messenger RNA of Brassica napus (rape), 2713 nucleotides long. RefSeq lists its product as uncharacterized. The coding region runs from base 15 to 647 and encodes 210 amino acids. The transcript is spliced from 2 exons. Lineage: Eukaryota; Viridiplantae; Streptophyta; Magnoliopsida; Brassicales; Brassicaceae. The record is from RefSeq and is a predicted model, not a curated record.